Fusarium vanettenii 77-13-4 is the source of this 1779-nucleotide messenger RNA. RefSeq lists its product as uncharacterized. Gene Ontology annotation, molecular function: carboxy-lyase activity; magnesium ion binding; thiamine pyrophosphate binding. The coding region runs from base 1 to 1779 and encodes 592 amino acids. The transcript is spliced from 9 exons. The record is from RefSeq and is a predicted model, not a curated record. NCBI's taxonomy places the organism in Eukaryota, Fungi, Ascomycota, Sordariomycetes, Hypocreales, Nectriaceae.
AUGGGCUCUCUCACCGCUGAGGUAUCAUCCGAUGCCACAACCCCUACCAUUCCUCUUGGGAUAUACCUAUGGACUAGAAUUAGCCAGCAGGGUACAGAAAGCAUCAUGGGUGUCCCUGGUGACAUGAACUUAGAGCUUCUUGAUUACAUCAAGCAAGUCCCGGGCCUGAGAUGGGUUGGCAACACAAACGAGCUCAACGCAGCAUACGCUGCAGAUGGCUAUGCUCGUGUCAAAGAUUGCCCAAGCGCAAUCACUACCACUAUGGGAGUGGGAGAGAUGAGUGCCUUGAACGGUGUGGCAGGUGCCUAUACCGAACAAGUCAAGGUCAUCCACGUUGUGGGAACGACUCCGACUGAAGCGCAAAAGAACCGCGUCAUGAUCCAUCAUUGUCUAGGUUCAAACCCUGACCAUAGAGUGUUUGACAAAAUCUCGAGCCAUGUCAGAUGUGCUCACGCAUGGAUUGACGAUGCAGAUACUGCGACGGCUGAAAUCGAUCGGGUUAUCCGGGAAUGCUGGAUCAAGUCCCUGCCCGUGUACAUCUUUGUGCCAAUGGAUUUUGUGCAUAUUCCCGUAUCGGCUCGCCGUUUGGAGCAGUCAAUCGACCUGACAUAUCCUGUCAAAAUCGAAAACGAAACCCUCGCUGUUCAACAUAUCGUCAAAGCCGUCUAUCAAGCAAAGAAACCUCUUCUUCUCGUUGACGGCUUGGUAUCGCGACACGGCGCGGUCCAGGAAGCGAGACAAUUAGCAAACCUUUUAAGCCUCCCCGUUUUCACGGCUCCAAUGGGCAAGGGAAUUAUUGACGAGACCUUGCCAGUCUGGAGGGGUAUUUAUGCUGGGGAUGUGUCCACACCAGGCUUGAAGCAAUACGUCGAGGACAGCGAUUGCAUCAUCAACCUUGGCCCUUUCCUGUCUGAUAGCAAUACUGGAGGCCACAGCAGGCAGAUCGGUCUACACCAGGCUCUCAUGCUUGAACCAGACAGCUGUACGAUAUUCGGCCAGAAGUUUGAUGAAGUAUUUCUGCGGCCUUUGUUGAAGAAACUACUGUUUGCAUUCGAGGGCGGAAAGAUCCCUCCUGUUCCUCUGCCAACAUUUCCCGAGGAAAACGAAACCGAUUCUGAUAGCAACGAGAUCAGGCAGUCCUGGAUCUGGAAGCGGAUCGGCCAAUUUUCCAGACCAGGUGAUGCCAUAGUUGUUGAGUCGGGCACAGCACAAUUCGGCUUCCCUGAUGCCAUUCUCCCCAACGACAUCAAGUACAUCACACAAGUGUACUUUGGCUCCAUAGGCUACUCGGUUGGUUCGUGCCUAGGUGCUGCAUUGGCCCAGUCUGAGAUUCAGACUAGGGGUGGCAUGCCCGGCGGACGGACUAUUCUGGUAGUUGGCGAUGGGAGUUUGCAGCUGACUGUCCAGGAGAUAGCGACCAUGAUCCGGCACGGGUUGGCGCCCCUGCUACUCGUCAUCAACAACAACGGCUUCACCAUUGAAAGGGCCAUUCACGGACCAGAAGAAGAGUAUAACGACAUCUCACAGUGGCGGCACCAGCAACUCCUCGAAACCUUUGGUGCACGCAACGGUCGAGCAAACAGCCGCGAGGUCAAGACUAGAGAGGAGUUGGAACUGGUGCUCAACUCUGCGAGCUACUUGGACCCAAAGGAAAUUCAGCUGCUCGAUAUUUUCAUGGGGACGUAUGAUUACCCGUGGAGGCUGGAGAAACAGAUAGCUUUGAUAAAUGCGAGAAACGCAGCAAAGAAGAAGCAGGCUCUGGUGAAUGGUACUUCUUAG